Messenger RNA from Centropristis striata (black sea bass), 2166 nucleotides. RefSeq names its product homeobox C1a (gene hoxc1a). Gene Ontology annotation, biological process: regulation of transcription by RNA polymerase II. The transcript has 2 exons. Gene Ontology annotation, molecular function: DNA-binding transcription factor activity, RNA polymerase II-specific; RNA polymerase II cis-regulatory region sequence-specific DNA binding. Lineage: Eukaryota; Metazoa; Chordata; Actinopteri; Perciformes; Serranidae. Gene Ontology annotation, cellular component: nucleus. The record is from RefSeq and is a predicted model, not a curated record.
AUGAGAGGCCGGGCAUGAAGUGCAACCCCGUCCAAUGAUUAUGCAGGGCGAGAGGUGAUAAUGACUUCCUAUCAAGAGUUAACGGCCGAAGGGGAGAGUAGCCCUCUGUUCACGGGCUGCUGCCGAGCAAAAGAGGUCAUAAACCGGGACCUGGACGGCACGACUCAUCAUGAACUCUGCAGCAUUCGUGACGCGGAGGGAAAACUGGAGGCAGACGUCGCCUCAGGAUUUGAUUCUCCGCAUCCCCGCUACUUAACUCUCUCCAACAGUUUGACUCUGUGCACCUCUUUGGACAGCCCUCCUCCUCCUCCUCCUCCUGCAGCUCCACAGUGCGAGACUCUCGAGGGCUUCUCGACACCGGCCUGCCCCCACUCGUCCCGUGUCCCCUGGCGGUGCAGGGCGCAGGGGCAGGGCUCUCCAGGACGCGGAUACUGCGCGUCAAACAACAACGAAACGCUACAAUCUGGGUUCGGGUCACUUACAGAGAAAAUUCAAAUCUACUCCCGUAAUGGCCCCGAGAUUCACGUCGCCACGGGGAGUUCAGCUGGCUCGGACUGUAACGCGGCUCAUGUGGAUGUAAGCAGAAAAACUUUUGAGUGGAUGAGAGUGAAGAGGAGCCAGCAGCACCGGGCGGCCAGGAUGCACAUGACCUGUGGGUUCAGUCUCGUUGGCUCGGGCCUCGGUGCUGUAGAGGCUGGAAGCAGCAGCAGCAGCAGCAGCAUCUGCACGGAUGGCCAUCCCUCGGUGAACGGGGCCCCGAGGACCAGCUUCAGCACCAGGCAGCUGACCGAGCUGGAGAAGGAGUUCCACUUCAACAAGUACCUGACGCGGGCCAGGCGCGUGGAGGUGGCCGGCGCCCUGCAGCUGAGCGAGACGCAGGUGAAGGUUUGGUUUCAGAACAGACGCAUGAAGCAGAAGAAAUUACAGAGAGACGGGCUGCUCGUAGACCCGGGCCCCGCGGCGCCACACUCACAUGCCGACACUUUGGACACCUGCCCCUCUCCUGGACCGCCCUCUCCACAACACCUGAACUCCUGAACCCGCGCACACACGCACGCGGCCCGCCCGCCUGCAGAUGUUUGCAUCGGCUUCAAUCAGGCUUCAGCUUUAUUUGCUUACCACGAUGGAUGCUUAUCGCAGUUUCUUCAUGCAAGAACGGGUCAAAACAAUUCAUCAUGCUCCCCCGGCUUCAGACUGGCGCUCUGAUUUGAAUAUUAAAAUUCAAGGCAUUGCAUCGCGCGCCUAUCUACACAAUGUAAACAAGGAAACAAAAUUAUAUUAAUUGUCCAUAGAAACUGUGGCACACUAUUUAUUUUGUACUAUUUAUCCAGGAACUGACUUUACCUGAAUAUAUUUAUUCAACAAGACACGUGUCUGCCAUUGUUUGACUUUUUUAUUUAUUUAUUGAAAGUCUACAUUUAAUAAUGUUUAUUCUAUUGGCACUGUCAAAAAAUAAAUUUUACCAUGUUUAUUAAUUAUUCCAACAUAUCAAACAACUGCUUUCUCAAUCAAUUCAAGUUGCAACAUUAUUUAUAUUUAUAUAUGUUUUAAUUUAUUUUAAAAGCUGUUUGAGGAAAAAGUCAGAUGCACCUGUUGUAGACAAAUCUUUAACAUGUUCGCAGAUUAUUAUUAAUAUUAUUAUAAUUAUUAUUAGGCUGCUUUAUUGCUGAAUAUUUUUGCCCGGUUUAAAGCUUUUCUUCCACGGAAAGAUUAAAACGCCAUAAUUGACUGAUAGAUUUAUUGAGCGCUCGUAUUAAGAGUAUUGAUCCGUGGUGAUUCAUCUAUUUGAGGCACAAAUCUGGGAGCAUUUGCAUGCAUCUGUAACUGCAUGUUAAUGGAAUGUAGAAACAUCACGACCGGGAGUUGUUGCGUCUUUUAUUACCUCCAUAUACAUGCAUCAGAAAAUGAUAAUUUAGCUUGAACACUCAUGCGGGAGAGCAGACAAUAAAACGCUGUCUGUGCUGUUUUGUAGAUCAACCAAUAAAUUGUGUGUGUGGCCCCAGCAGCAGCUUCCACAUUCACAUCUCAUCUCAUAGAAAGUAAAUGAUUGUAAACUCGGCCCUUAAACACUGUUAUGUUCCCGCUAUCGCAAUGCGUUUCUGUCACGUUAAUAUCAAGAUAUGAGCCCAUCAGCCGCACUAACUCUAUGUGAGGGAAUAUUGUUGU